ACUAACUUGGCGCUGUGACAUUACAGUGAACACACGGGCUAACCAGUCUGACAGCAAUCAGUCUUCCAGUAAGCAAAGGAAAUCUCUGCAUUGUCCACCCGGAUCUAUAUUACUUGUGUUAUGAGAAGAGGACGCGGGCUCUCUUUGGACAGCGAUUGACCAGCAUGGCUGCGGCGCCUCCAUUCAGACGGACUGACUCGGCCCAGGGCGAGUUUUCCCCUCUCAAGCACUUUGUUGUGGCCAAGAAGACGAUCAGCGAUGUGUUCGAGCAGCUACUCCACUACGUGAAGGAGACUUCAGAGUUUGUGGAAGACAUCAGCGGGAAUAAAGCUUUGGAGAACAUCGCAACUCAGGAUCAGAAGGAGCAGAUUAAGGCAUAUAGAGACAAACUGGCUGUCAUCAAGGAGGUGCUGGCACGCAGGCACAUGAAAGUGGCCUUUUUUGGCAGGACCAGUAAUGGUAAAAGCACAGUGGUUAAUGCCAUGCUGAGGGAUCGAGUGCUGCCAAGUGGUAUUGGCCACACCACCAACUGCUUCUUGAGUGUGGAGGGCACCGAUGAUGAUAAGGCCUACCUCAAGACAGACGGCUCAGAUGAAAAGAAGAGUGUCAAGACCGUGAACCAGCUGGCUCACGCGCUUCUCAUGGAUGAAAGCCUGGAUGCAGGCUGCCUGGUACGUGUCUUCUGGCCAAAGACCAAAUGUGCUCUGCUGCGAGACGACCUGGUGCUUGUAGACAGCCCCGGAACAGACGUCACGUUAGAGCUGGACAGCUGGAUAGACAAGUUUUGCCUGGAUGCUGAUGUUUUUGUGCUGGUGGCAAACUCGGAGUCUACACUCAUGAACACGGAAAAGCACUUUUUCCACAAAGUGAAUGAGCGUCUUUCAAAGCCGAACAUCUUCAUCCUCAACAAUCGCUGGGACGCCUCAGCAAAUGAACCAGAGUACAUGGAGGACGUGAGGAAGCAGCACACAGACCGUUGUGUGAACUUCUUGGUGGACGAGCUCAAAGUUUUGGACCGUGAUAAGGCACCCAACCACAUUUUCUUUGUCUCUGCAAAGGAGGUGCUCAAUUCCCGUAUGCAGCGUGCACAAGGCAUGCCUGAAACAGGUGGCGCUCUUGCUGAGGGCUUCCAGGAGAGACUGAAGGAGUUUCAGUGCUUUGAAAGGAGGUUUGAGGAGUGUAUCUCGCAGUCAGCAGUGAAAACAAAGUUUGAGCAGCACACUAUCAGGGCCAAGCAGAUCACAGAACAAGUCAAGAGCAUAAUGGAUGCCAUCCACAUCGAGGCCGCGGAGAAGAGAGUGGCGGCACUGGAGGACAGAGAGUAUCAGAUGGAUCGGCUGGAGUUUGUCAAGAAUCAACUCAACCUGCUAAUCGAUGAAAUUAAAAAGAAGAUCAAGGCGAUCAGUGAGGACGUGGAGUCCAAGGUUUCCACCGCCAUGGGGGAGGAGAUCUGUCGCCUUCAUUUAAUUGUUGAUGAGUUCCACUGUGACUUCCACCCCUCACCUCAGGUCCUCAAAAUGUACAAGUCUGAGCUGCUGGCUCACGUGGAGGAGGGGAUGGGCAAGAAUUUGGCUUUCCGCUGCUCCAAUGCUGUCAACGCCUCUGUUCAGUCCACCCAGGAAUACAUGAUAGAGAGCAUGCUCCCUCUGCUUCCCUCUUCAACCCAGAGCCAGGUGUCCAUGCUGAUGAACAGCAGGAAGUUUGACAUGAGUUACGACCUAAACUGCGCCACACUUUGCAGCGACUUCCAGGAAGACGUUGAGUUUAAGUUUUCGCUGGGCUGGAAAGCGUUAGUCCACCGCUUUCUGGGAUCUGCCAAUGCAGAGAGAGCUCUUAGACUGGUGGACCAGAACUUUCAGACACCUCGCCCAGCACUGCCUCAGGCCCAAACACCCUCCUCCUCAGCGCCCCCCACGACCGUGGCAGUGCCCAACCAGCAGACAGCCCUCGUGACCCAGGAGGACCUGAUGGUAGCCAUCGCUUCCCUCAAUUCCCGCACUUCAAUGGGCGUACUGGUUGUUGGAGGAGUGGUGUGGAGAACCGUUGGCUGGAGGCUGAUCGCCCUGUCAGCUUCUCUCUAUGGCCUGCUGUACGUAUACGAGAGACUCACUUGGACCACGAAGGCAAAGGAGCGUGCUCUGAAGCGGCAGUUUGUGGACUACGCAUCCGAUAAAAUGCAGCUCAUGGUCAGCCUUACGAGUGCAAACUGUAGCAAACAAGUCCAACAGGAGAUGGCAACCACCUUUGCUAGGCUCUGUCAGCAGGUGGACCAGACGCAGAAAGAGCUGGAGGCAGAAAUCCGUCAACUGACAGCGAAGAUCGAUCAGCUGGAGAGCAUCCAGAGCCGCUCCAAGAGCCUGCGACAUAAAGCCACUGACCUGGAGAAGCAGCUGGAGGAGUUCACCAAGCAGUAUUUGCAGCCUGAGCAGUGAAGUUCCUGUUCUUCAUCGCUCCACAGUUCAGUCUCACGGAGCCAGUCAUUCCUCAGUUCGGUGCCACGUCACUGCAAGAUCGCGCAAACUACAGCCGAGGUUUAUGCGCCGAUGUUUUGAUAAUCAGCUUCUCAAUUAUUCAUUUAUAAUUUUGUUGGUACCCCGGGAACAGUUUGCAAUCUGAAUAGCCACUUGUAAUUUUUUCCUUCUUUUUGUCAUUUUGUAGAUUUGACUGUUAAUCUAAAAAAAAAAAAGAAAGACGAUUCUUCAUGAUUAGCAGAGAGACGGGCAAAGGCCCAGACAGGUGUGCUGUAUGUCAGGCUCUUCUAAAAGCAGUGAACACACCUGAAUCCUGUGGUGCAGAUAUGCUCCACGGGUCACUGUUAUCCUGGUCGGUGUGCACACCACCGGUCGGGUGCUGUAUUUGGACACUAACGUGCUUCUGACUGUGAAUAUUUCAGUAACCUCUACGACUGUACGUGCAUCUGUUUGGUCACAUCUGCAUUGUGUGAAAAACAAAUUAAUUUAAUAAUGAAAGAAAACAUUUUCACAGGAAGCUCAGUAAAUUCACUCAAUCGUUUGAGUACGAAUGAAAAGCUGAAGCCUUGUCUGCUAUUUUCUAAUACUCCAAACUGUAUAGAAAAGCUUUCAAAAUAUUCAUAUAUAUAUAUAUUUUAUAAUACCCUAUUUUAUUUAUACCCAUUAACUGAUGAUGACUACACCAGUGUGCACUUUGUAAACUUUUUUUCCUCAAAUGUGUCCUGAAGUAUGUGCAGAUUUUCCAAAUUGCAUUAAAACUGCAAUGAUCUAAAA
Molecule: messenger RNA, 3245 nt
Organism: Neolamprologus brichardi
Lineage: Eukaryota; Metazoa; Chordata; Actinopteri; Cichliformes; Cichlidae
Gene: mfn1b
Product: mitofusin 1b
Biological process (GO): mitochondrion localization; mitochondrial fusion
Cellular component (GO): mitochondrial outer membrane
Molecular function (GO): GTPase activity; GTP binding
Source: RefSeq, a predicted model, not a curated record